Messenger RNA from Trichogramma pretiosum, 1597 nucleotides. It is a transcript of the gene Phf5a, whose product is annotated as PHD finger-like domain-containing protein 5A. Lineage: Eukaryota; Metazoa; Arthropoda; Insecta; Hymenoptera; Trichogrammatidae. Gene Ontology annotation, cellular component: catalytic step 2 spliceosome; U2 snRNP; U12-type spliceosomal complex. The record is from RefSeq and is a predicted model, not a curated record. Bases 959 to 1291 code for a protein of 110 amino acids. The transcript has 3 exons. Gene Ontology annotation, biological process: mRNA splicing, via spliceosome.
GCACUUUUUAAACACAUGAAAAGUUUUGUUUUUUCAUGAACUUUUAAUGAAUUAUUAAUGAAUAUCACUUCCAGUCUCCAAAAGCGGGACCAUCAAAUCGCCUCUCUCCGUCCCGCUUUUCUAGAGUACAUAGGCAUACCUUUGUACAUCUAUAUACUGGUGCGCAUGUACGAGCUCCUAUCGCUGCAGGCUGUGCGUAGCUCUUGCUCGCUUUCCUCUUUCUUUCCUGUAUUAAGUACAUUGAAAAGAAAUAAUUGAGACACAGUUAGCAAAGAGGGUAUUUUCUGUCAGACUCGGCUUCGCCUCGGGUGCAUAACCUCGCAGGGACGGAAGUUCGACUUUCGUCCCUUGUCACGUAACAUACUAUUCCUCCGGCAUUUUUUAAUCUAUACAACGCACACCAAAAUUUAUAACUAUUUCUCAUUUCUUCUUCUUUUAAUUUUGAAGGUAUAUCUAUGAUAUGACUAGUAAUUUUAAAUACUGUCUUUCAGGAGACCCCAAAAAAAUUUUGGAGCAAAUCCAUGACCCGAAGGUGAGAAGGUCUCUUUGUAAGCUAAUGAAUUUGAUUUGUUAAAAUAUUACUGAAUCACAUUUUCAUAAAUACAUUUCAACUCAUUUUCAAGCUCUUAAACGCUAGUUUACUUUACAAAUAAAUUUGAUUUGACUCGACGUUUCCUAAUCAAUUUUUCAUACAUCAAGUUAACUAUUUUACGCAAAACACACACAUGAUUUACCGCAACUCGUGGGCUGCGAGGACGGUGCGCAUGCGUUACCCGUGUGUACUGCACAGCAGUCAGCAGAGUUGCCUGUUGCAGACUCAAUACUCAUGGUAUACUAAACAUGCCUUAUGCAGUGAGCAGUAGCAGUUUAAGCUUUCUAUAUAGUGCUCUUUAGCGCUCGUUUCAACAUUCAUUUCUCGUGCGACAUAUAGAACAACGAUUGGAAGCUCGACUUGAUAAUGGCAAAGCAUCAUCCGGAUCUUAUUUUCUGUCGCAAGCAGCCGGGUGUCGCUAUUGGACGUCUGUGCGAGAAGUGCGACGGCAAGUGCGUCAUCUGCGACUCGUACGUGCGGCCCUGCACCCUGGUCAGGAUAUGCGACGAGUGCAAUUACGGCUCCUACCAAGGACGCUGCGUAAUAUGCGGCGGACCCGGCGUUUCGGACGCUUAUUAUUGCAAAGAGUGUACCAUUCAAGAAAAGGACAGAGACGGUUGUCCGAAAAUUGUAAAUCUAGGCAGUUCGAAAACAGAUCUAUUUUAUGAAAGGAAAAAAUAUGGCUUCAAGAGAAGAUAGUUUAUAUUUUGUACAUAUCUAUGUUCGGAGCUCUCAAGCUUAAGUAUUUUUAUUUUUUUAUAAGCAUUCAUUUAUUUAAUCAAAGCAGAAAUCACUUGAAAUUAUGAAAUCCAUAAUUAAUAUGUACUCGGUAUAAUUUUAUAUAUUUUAAUGUAAAACCGAAAUAUAAUUUAGGUAAUUUCAAUUAUAUAGUUUUUAUGUCCAAGUUAUAAAAUUUUCCUACGUACAGGAGUUUUCAGUAAUUUACUUUGGAUUGUAAGAGUCUAAUCAGACAGAAAAUACAUUUUCAUCUACGAAAUUAAUGAA